Molecule: messenger RNA, 1553 nt
Organism: Ipomoea triloba (trilobed morning glory)
Lineage: Eukaryota; Viridiplantae; Streptophyta; Magnoliopsida; Solanales; Convolvulaceae
Product: aspartate aminotransferase, mitochondrial
Exons: 10
Coding region: 30-1301 (423 amino acids)
Biological process (GO): amino acid metabolic process; biosynthetic process
Cellular component (GO): mitochondrion
Molecular function (GO): L-aspartate:2-oxoglutarate transaminase activity; pyridoxal phosphate binding
Source: RefSeq, a predicted model, not a curated record
UAUACCAGCAUAUCUCUCUGUGUCUAAUCAUGGCGCUUUUCCGAGCUGCAAUUUCUGGUAGGAUCCUCAAGUCCAGCACGGUUGUCGGAGCGCGAUCCAUGUCGUCAUGGUGGCAAAGUGUCGAGCCGGCUCCUAAAGAUCCGAUCCUCGGCGUCACUGAGGCUUUCCUCGCAGAUCCUAGCCCCGACAAAGUCAAUGUCGGAGUUGGAGCUUACCGUGACGAUAAUGGAAAGCCGGUGGUGCUCGACUGUGUCCGGGAAGCAGAGCGGAGAAUCGCGGGUGGUUUUAACAUGGAAUAUCUUCCAAUGGGAGGAAGCGUUAACAUGAUUGAGGAAUCUCUGAAGUUGGCCUAUGGGGAAAAUUCUGACUUGAUAAAAGACAAGCGGAUUGGAGCCAUCCAAUCUCUAUCUGGGACGGGUGCAUGCCGAAUUUUUGCAGACUUCCAAAAGCGCUUUUGUCCUGAUUCACAAAUUUUUAUUCCUGUUCCUACAUGGUCUAAUCAUCAUAACAUUUGGAGAGAUGCCAAUGUCACUCAAAAGACAUACCGUUAUUACCAUCCAGAGUCAAAAGGAUUGGACUUCACUGGCAUGAUGGAUGAUAUAAAGAAUGCACCAAAUGGGUCAUUCUUCUUACUUCAUGCUUGUGCCCAUAAUCCUACUGGAGUAGACCCGACAGAGGAACAAUGGAAGGAGAUCUCUCACCAGCUCAAGGUGAAGGGACAUUUUGCCUUCUUUGAUAUGGCAUAUCAAGGAUUUGCCAGUGGAAACACAGUGAAGGAUGCCAAAGCUAUCCAGAUAUUCAUUGAGGAUGGUCAUCAAGUUGGAUGUGCCCAGUCAUAUGCCAAAAAUAUGGGACUGUAUGGCCAGAGAAUUGGGUGUCUGAGUGUGGUCUGUGAUGAUGACAAACAAGCUGUAGCUGUAAAAAGUCAGUUGCAGCAGCUUGCAAGGCCCAUGUACAGUAAUCCACCAGUCCAUGGUGCCCUCAUAGUUUCUACCAUCCUAGGUGAUCCAGAAUUGAAGAAAUUGUGGCUUGGGGAAGUAAAGGGCAUGGCAGAUCGCAUUAUAGGGAUGAGGACUGCACUAAGGGAAAACCUUGAAAACCUGGGCUCUUCUUUAUCAUGGGAGCAUAUAACCAAUCAGAUUGGCAUGUUCUGCUAUAGCGGAAUGACACCCGACCAAGUAGAUCGCUUGACGAAAGAGUUCCAUAUCUACAUGACGCGUAAUGGUCGUAUUAGUAUGGCUGGAGUUACUACAGGAAAUGUUGGCUACUUGGCUAAUGCUAUUCAUGAGGUUACCAAAUAAUCAACCCUCAAGCCUGUGACAGUGUAGGGAGGGAGGGUGGCUAGAAAGGAACAAACGAUUUGUUGUGAGCUCAAUCAUUAUUGAAUAAAACUCGUUCCAUUGGUAAAAAGAGAUCUCACUGUGUGUGAGAAUUUUGAAAUGUAGAAUUAUGUCCAUUCAUGAUUGUAAAUGGGGAGAAAGAUAUGACAUUCCCCCUCCUAAAUGUGGAAUAAGUUAUUUACUUGACAUUGACGUUAUACUGAUUUGUCCAAA